UCUCCCCCGGGGGCUCAGGAGGCCCGGCCAUGCCGCUCUCAAAGGACACCGUGCCCCUCGUGAAGGGGCCCCGCGCCCCACCGCGGGUCCGGCUGCCCUGGGUCCUGCCCAGCCUGUUUGCCGCCUUCAACGUCGUGCUGCUGGUCCUCUUCAGCGGCCUCUUCUUUGCUUUCCCCGUCCCAGCGCCCGCCGCCGUGCAGGACUUCGACCACCACUGCCUCUGGGUCAACAACUGCAUCGGGCACCGCAACUUCCGCUCCUUCCUGCUGCUCCUGCUCGGCCUGUGUCUGUACAGCGCCGCCCUGCUCGUCGCCUGCCUCGUCUUCCUCCUGCGCGCAGCCCACCUGCCCUUCUCCCUGGACAAGGCCAUGGCCAUCGUGGUGACCGUCCCCGCCGCGGGCUUUUUGGUGCCGCUCUUCCUCCUGCUGCUGACCCAGGCCAUGUCGGUGAGCUCGGCGGAGCGCUCUUACGAGGGCAAGAACCGCUACCUACAUGGAUACAACCCUUUUGACCACGGCUGUGCCAGCAACUGGUACCUAACAGUCUGUGCGCCACUGGGACCAAAGUACAUGGCCGAAGCGCUGUGGCUGCAGAGAGUGGUGAAGCCGGACUGGGUGCCCGUGCAGAACCCGCCUCUCACUGUCUGUCCCUCCGUGCCUGGCCGCCCAAUGCCCCCUGGUCCAGAGUCAGACCCCCUCCCACAACCUCUGGGUCUCUUCCAGCCAGGAAAGGGUCCCCCAGGGAGUGGCGAGGCGGCGGCGCUCCAGGAGCUGUUCCCCAGCCCGGUGCCGCCCCCGCUGCAGGAGCCUUCCAGACGGGUCUCGCUCUCCGGCUCGCCCCUGCGCAUCCCAAGGUGCCAGGAGCCCCUGCACCUGAGCCUCAGCUCCUGAGCCCGCCUGGAGGCGCCCUGCCUGCAGUCUGCUCCCUGGCGGAGCCAGCAGCGCCUCCCACAGGACAGCCUGGCCAUUAAACACUGCGUGCCCUGCC
This is a messenger RNA of Erinaceus europaeus (western European hedgehog), 987 nucleotides long. It is a transcript of the gene ZDHHC19, whose product is annotated as zinc finger DHHC-type palmitoyltransferase 19. The transcript has 6 exons. Gene Ontology annotation, biological process: protein targeting to membrane; peptidyl-L-cysteine S-palmitoylation. Gene Ontology annotation, molecular function: protein-cysteine S-palmitoyltransferase activity. The record is from RefSeq and is a predicted model, not a curated record. Gene Ontology annotation, cellular component: endoplasmic reticulum; Golgi apparatus. NCBI's taxonomy places the organism in Eukaryota, Metazoa, Chordata, Mammalia, Eulipotyphla, Erinaceidae. The coding region runs from base 30 to 890 and encodes 286 amino acids.